GACGAGGUCACUCGUUGCUCGAACCUCGACGGAGUUCCCUCGCGCUGGUACGUGUUACUUCUCUCCCAAGAGAGUGAUCGUGAAAGUCUUUCGCUGUUGUUGCGUAAGAUUGUACCAAGAGUGAGUGCGUCGACGAACAGGUUCAGAGUCGGAGGAGAUCCUACAGCAACUUAUUCUAGUGAACUUGCCAAAUCGAUAGCAAAGGCUCGAUCGAAAGAAACCGGCGGAUUGGCUGAAGUGGUCGUUGCCUGUUGUAAACUGGCGAUCAAAGACGAAAAAAUUCCAACGUUCAGUGAAGUGUGCAAGCGAGUCGUGCCGGGGAAAAGCGGAUCGAAAGGCAAUCAAGAGCAGAUAACCACGGAUAUGACGCGUUGUCAGAGCCUGCAGUACGCAUCAGCUACGAUGACCGACAGUGGCAGUCUAUCGUGGACCGGGCAGAAAGAGAUGUCCGGCUGCCCGAGGGGCACGAUCACAUGCGGCAUGCUGCCGACGUUGCGUGCCCUGGCAUCCAAACAAUGCGACAACAGCCAAGGUGUCGUCUGCCUCGUGCCGUUCGACGCCGACAUGGAUUCUGCCAGUCACCUGCAGAUGAUUUUACUCGAGGCGUACUGCCGCGAGACGGGUAUCAAGGUGUUGAGAGUGUCCAGAGAGAGGAUACGGGACCACCUGUGCCCCGGCAGCGUCGAUCUCUCCUGCGUCCUCAUUUCCAACGACGACGACCCGUAUUUUUUAGACCCCCCGGAGUGAAUUUGUCAGACUGGCUGAUUUCGAAGAACCGAGUUUUUUUUGGACUGCACACCGUCACGCGACUCUGGACACAGUCGAGGAGGGUCGUCGUAGGGCGGGUGAUAGAAGGAGAGAGAGCGUCUUCGGCCUUCGAGCACAAAAAUAGAAGGAAUACACGUUGGUCGACUUUUUCGCGUUCGUGCGUUAUAUGACUUGCAACCUUAACGCUCGGAGUCGAAUGGAACGCCAUCGAUAACGAGACGAGAUAGUGGCUAACGGAUAACGUGGCUCUUAGAGAUAAGCUUCUUUGCGUAGAUCUCUCGAUCGCAAUUUAAUCGUGAAAUUCGUUAUUCGAAGCGAGGAAGUAUCUGCACACGCGCACAGCCUUAUUGUAACGUAAUUGUUGAAUUUAGGAACACACAAAGAUGAAAGAUGGAACAUAAUUAUUUUGUAUAAUUGUCUUGUAAUGGAUUUCGAAGAAACGCAUUCGUUGUGAUUCCGAUGAUUAUUUUGUAACAAUAUAUGCAGACGUUAUCUAA
Messenger RNA from Frieseomelitta varia, 1265 nucleotides. RefSeq lists its product as uncharacterized. The coding region runs from base 364 to 747 and encodes 127 amino acids. The record is from RefSeq and is a predicted model, not a curated record. NCBI's taxonomy places the organism in Eukaryota, Metazoa, Arthropoda, Insecta, Hymenoptera, Apidae. The transcript is spliced from 2 exons.